Messenger RNA from Physcomitrium patens, 1829 nucleotides. Its product is annotated as coproporphyrinogen-III oxidase 1, chloroplastic. Gene Ontology annotation, cellular component: chloroplast stroma; cytoplasm. The record is from RefSeq and is a predicted model, not a curated record. Gene Ontology annotation, molecular function: coproporphyrinogen oxidase activity. Lineage: Eukaryota; Viridiplantae; Streptophyta; Bryopsida; Funariales; Funariaceae.
CGGCCUCAGUCGAGAAGGCGGCACUCUGCUCCUUGAAGAGGAUCUCUAUUGUUGCGGCCGAUUUAAUUUGGUACCUUCACUCUUCGUGCGCAAUUUUGUAGAGCGUCUUCACCAUGGCGGCAUUGGCGUGUGUAGGGGCCGUGGUAGCACCCGCAGCGGCCGCGCAAUGGACAGCCUCUUCUCCUACUUCUGCUUCUUCGUCUUCGUCAUCUAGCUGCGGCAUUGGAGCUUCCCAGAGCGUGGGGUUUAGAGGCUCUGCCAUGGCCGUGAAGCCUCUUAGGGUUUUCAGGACUCAGAAAGUCGCCGUGAAGGCAUCUUCGCAGGGUGGUGAGGCACCCGUGGCUGUGAAGGAGAAGGAGACACCCCAAGGCAUCGAACAUGAGCAGAUGGUAUCUGAAAGGCCCUCGAGUUUACUGCGGGAAGGAGAGGGAGUUCAAUGGGACAAUCCUAGCACCGCCAGUAUGCGAGCACGGUUCGAGACCAUGAUCAGAAAGGCGCAGGAUGAUAUCUGCGCGGCAGUAGAGGCUGUGGAUGGCGGCAAGUUUCGGGAGGAUGCAUGGAUCCGUCCCGGUGGUGGUGGUGGUAUUAGCCGGGUUUUGCAAGAUGGUAACGUUUGGGAGAAGGCUGGGGUGAAUGUGUCGGUUGUGUAUGGAUCCAUGCCACCCGAGGCUUAUCGGGCUGCUACAGGAGGUACCUCUUCGAAUGGAGGGUCGACCAACAAAGCCGGUCGAAUUCCAUUCUUUGCUGCCGGUGUUAGCUCUGUUAUGCACCCUAAGAAUCCAAUGGCACCUACUGUACACUUUAACUAUCGGUAUUUUGAGACUGACGCUCCUCAAGGUGUGGAGGGCGCUCCAAGGGCAUGGUGGUUUGGUGGUGGCACUGACCUUACCCCCUCCUACAUCUUUGACGAAGAUGUGAAACAUUUCCAUCAGACCCAAAAGGAUGCUUGUGACAAGCACGACCCAGAAUUCUACCCGAAGUAUAAGAAGUGGUGCGACGAUUACUUUUUGAUCAAGCAUCGAGGAGAGAGACGAGGUCUUGGAGGGAUUUUCUUCGAUGAUUUGAAUGACAGAGAUGCAGAUCAAAUUCUUGCUUUUUCAACAGAGUGCGCAAAUGCUGUAAUUCCAGCUUACAUACCAAUCAUUGAAAAGCGGAAGGACAUGCCGUUUACGGCUGAGCAAAAGGCAUGGCAACAGCUUCGAAGAGGUCGAUAUGUGGAGUUCAACCUGGUGUACGAUAGAGGUACAACUUUUGGCUUGAAAACAGGAGGUCGUAUCGAGAGUAUUUUGAUGUCCCUCCCCUUGACUGCUCGCUGGGAAUAUGAUCAUGCACCUGAGGAAGGCUCGGAGGAGUGGAAUCUUUUGGAUGCAUGCAGAAAGCCAAGAGAGUGGGCCGUGUAGGUUCAAAAGGUGUUAAGAUCUUAAGUUAGUUCUUGUGAUAUCUUGAGAUCAGAGCAUUUAAUUUACGUGGCCUCAGGUUUGAGACUACGUUGCGGAGCAACUGGAACAGCCGGUCAUGUAGUGAGAAAUCUGCACUUUGCCAAGCGAGUCGCCAAAUUCAAAUUCGCAUCAAUCUAUAACAAGUAACAUUCGAGGCUAUACCGGGUCGAAGCAGCAGGCCACCGAUUGAUUACCGAAAUCACAAACCUUGUCUGCCUCUUCCUAUAGUUCUUCCCGUUCCCUUAUCAUGUGCAAGGCAUGAGCGUAGAUUUACGAUAGGAUUUUCUAGUCUGAAAUGACUUCUGGAGUUGCAGAUAAACCUACAAAUAGCUGAUUCUCCAAUGAACUGGCCAUUGCAUGACUGUGCGGUGAGCACCAUAUUUUAAGGAU